Molecule: messenger RNA, 2118 nt
Organism: Closterium sp. Yama58-4
Lineage: Eukaryota; Viridiplantae; Streptophyta; Zygnematophyceae; Desmidiales; Closteriaceae
Source: the annotation of a GenBank genome assembly
AUGGAGGACGAGGGGGGUAAGUUCAACAAAACCCUCGAAAAACAAGAGGCAGUUCUGGAAACAGUCGCGCGGGUGGGUAAACACCACGUGCUGGAAGAGGUGAAGGAGAGGGAGCAGCGGGAGGAGCAGGAGGACCGGCAAGUGCUAGAGGAAGCAGAGAGGGAGGAAGCACAGGAGAAGAUGAAGCAGCUGGAGCAGGUAGCGCUAGCCAUGGCUGCUGCGGAAGCGGAGAAAAAGGCGAAAAAGAAAGGGGUGGCGGCAGUGGCGGCGGUGGUGAGUCAGGGCGUGAAAGCAAGUGAAGUAUCACUUUUUGACCUGGUGUUUGGGCGGGAUAGCAGCGGGAAACAACCUCCCCCAGUUGCACCUUCCCCCGGGCCCCGAGUGAAGAAUCUGACGAGGCUGGCUGCAGCUAAGAAGCGGUUUGCAGAGAGGGCAGGGCGGGGGGCGAGGGAGAAGGAGAGAUCGGAGAGGGUGGAUGAGGGGGAGAACGAUGUUCCGAGGCUGAUAGACUCGCAGGACAAUGAGUACGUUAUAAGCAGCCCCGGUAAGGGGUCGAAGAUGCAGCUGCAGGAGGACUUCAUGCUUAUAUCGGAUGUGGUGAAGGUGAUUGUGGCGGCGGCACUGGGCGGGCUUGCGUGUGGGCUGGUGGGGCAGCCGAUCAUUCUGGGCUACAUCGUUGCAGGGAUGAUCAUUGGACCGGGAGGAUUUGGUCUUAUUCACGAGCUCGUGCAGGUGGAAACCCUAGCUCAAUUCGGGGUGGUCUUCCUGCUCUUCGCCAUCGGAGUUGAAUUUAGCCUAGCUCGCAUGCAGGGCGUGCAAGCGGUGGCGCUAGCGGGCGGCAUCAUUCAGAUCGGUCUGUCCAUGGUGCUGGGCGGCAUCGUCAGCUCCAACACGCCCCAGGGGCUCUUCAUCGGGGGCUUCCUCUCCAUGUCGUCUACUGCUGUGGUGCUCAAGUGCCUGAUGGAUAUCAACAGCAUGGGGACAGAGCAUGGGCAGAUCAUGCUAGGGACGCUUAUCUCUCAGGACUGUGCUCUCGGCCUGCUCCUCGCAAUAAUGCCUGCCCUCGCCGCCCGCCCCGCCUCUGCCUCGGCCAUCCUGCUCGCUCUCCUCCGAGAGCUCCUCAUCCUCCUCGCCUUCGCCCUCAUCGCCUGGCUGCUCGCCCGCUUCUUCGUGCCGCGCUUCCUCCCGCUGCUGCUGCGCCUGGCGCGCGGCUCGUUCAACAGUGAGAUCUAUCACUUAGGCGUGGUGGCGGUCUGCUUGUGCAUUGCCCUCCUAUCUGAAGGGCUCGGCUUGUCACUCGAAGUCGGGGCGUUUGUGGCUGGCCUCAUGCUCUCAGGCAACAGCUACAGCGAGCGAACUCUACACCAAGUGGAGCCCAUACGCAACCUCUUUGCAGCGCUCUUCCUGGCGAGCAUAGGCAUGGUCAUGCACCCGCUCUUCCUCUGGCAACACAUUGACAUCCUUCUUAUUGCGGUGGCUGUUGUCUUCAUUUCCAAGGCCUGCCUCAUUGGGUUUGUGGUUCGGGCGUUUGGCUACAGCACCGGCACAGCAGCAUCAGUCGGGGUGGCCCUCGCCCAAAUCGGAGAGUUCUCCUUCGUCCUCCUCUCCCGCGCUCAAACCCUCAAGCUCGUGGGCCACAAGCUCUACCUCCUACUCAUGGGCACCACCGCUCUCUCCCUCGUUCUCACCCCCUUCACCUUCCUCUUCGUCCCCCGCCUAGCCCUGCUCUUCCCCUCCACUCGCUCCCGGCCCCGGGCUAAAGCGUCUGCGUCCCCCGCCCCUGCUGCUGCACAGGAGAAGAUCAAAUCGGGGUAUGGGGUCAAAUUGGGGUAUGGGGUCAAAUUGGGGUAUGGGAUCAAAUCGGCGGCUGUGAAUGGGGUGGGCGAGGAGGAUGGUGCUGGCGGUGGUGGGUUGUUGGGUGUUUUGUCUGGUAGCGGGGGAGGUGGUUCUGAUGGAGGCGCAGGUGGUGGGAACCCUGGUGGGGGUAGCGGUGAUGGUUACCACCACCAUGCGAGUCCGUUAACCGGGAUUUCCCCUAGAGACGCAGCAGCUGCAGAUUCAGGUGAUUCUUCAGCUGUGGUUUCAGGUGGAGUUUUUCUGGGUUCGGUCGAGCGCUAA